Messenger RNA from Drosophila montana, 697 nucleotides. RefSeq lists its product as uncharacterized. The transcript is spliced from 2 exons. The record is from RefSeq and is a predicted model, not a curated record. Bases 64 to 651 code for a protein of 195 amino acids. Lineage: Eukaryota; Metazoa; Arthropoda; Insecta; Diptera; Drosophilidae.
GUUGUGUUCUAAGCGCGUUGCAGUAAAGUUCGUAUUUAACGGAAACCACAUUUUGAGGCCAGAAUGUGGAAAUUUGUGUUAAUAUCUGUGCUCAGCCUGCUGCCAAAUGCGCUGCUUCAAACUGAAGAUUAUGAACACCAUCAAACUGAAGAUUCACAUACUACACAAAUAUACCAAGCAAGCGAUUCACAUCUGUGCACAGAAUAUGCGGUAGUCCUCUAUACGUUAAUGGAGCAAACACCGUUGCGGGAAUAUGGUUUAUUUGCCGACUACUUUAGGCGGGCGGGCAUUCGGGGAUCAAUGCGUAGAGUGACCAAGACAAGAUUGGAGCCCCGUCCAGUAUGCUGUCCGGGCUAUCUAAGAGCCAACGAUAAUAGCUGCCAACCCGUGUCGACGACAACAGAGAUCUACACAGAGUUCACCGGAAGCUCAACUGUGCCUGUGCCCAGAACGGAUGAAAGCUUAUCGGUUUCCUCGGACAAACAGCCGUUUAACCCUAAGCCCUGGCUUAUAUACGGCACUGUACUCACAUUGAUCUUAAUAGCCCUGGGAGUAACAAUAUAUAGUAUCUACUCUAUAAAGCAAAGAAGAGAUAAGAGAAAGCAUGACGGCAAUGAACUUGAAGUACGCGCAGCUCUGUUUUCCGAAUAAGUGACAAAUUAUAUAUGUGUUAAAGAGAUUGAAUAAGUGAACUUUA